AUGUCCACUAUCAAGCUGGACCACAUUGAGCUCCUCACUGGUGCAUCCAACUACAAAUCUUGGAAGCGUGGAAUCAGCCAGGUCCUUCAGGGCAAAGGAUACUGGGGACAUGUUGAAGGUGACACCAGGAUGUAUGCGCCUUUUCCUCAGUCUCUCAAACCUCCCACAUGCGACGCAUUGUCCACCUCUGCACAGAUCAUGGCCUACCAGGAGUGGUGGCAGAAGGACUCCAAGGCCCGAAUGAUUGUCAAGAGGCAGAUAAUACCGCUCAUCCUCAAUCUCCUUCCACAAGGGGUUUCCAUCACAGCGCGCGUCAUCUGGACCAGUAUCACCACUCUGUAUGCACGCACGGAUGUCCUAGCUCAAUUUGAACUUCGCGACAAGCUCAGCGCAAUGAAGCUCAAAGAUCAUUGCGAUCUAGAGCGGUACCUUGGCGAAUUCAAGGUCAGCCGUGUCUGUCUCGUUCAGAUGGGGGUUGCUAUCUCCGAACUCGAGCUCGUUCACUCCGUCCUUUGUGGGCUUCCUCUGCACGGUACCUGGGCAAACUUCAGGCAGCUAAUGAGCCAACUCAUACAAGAUCACAUUGACAUGCAGGCUAGUUUCUCGAUUGCACCUGCUGUUCCUGAUGCUCUUCUUGAUCAGAUCAUGUUGCAUCUCACUACCGAAUGUCAACACCUUGACUUCGAAAAGGCCAGGAAGGCUGGGCCAGGGUCAGAAUUUGCCAACUUUGCUGGAAACACAAACAAUGGAGGCAUCAGAAAACAUCUGAACAACCCCAACGGCGUCAUCUGCAGUGUCUGUAACCUCAAAUUGCACGACAAGGAUCACUGUUUUGCGAAGGGUGGCAGCAUGGAGGGCCUUGGCCCAAAAGGACGAGCCACUGUCGACGGCACCUCUUCUGUCACAAAGGCACCUGCAGUCAUUAAAUCUGAAGUUGCGGCAUUUGCCUCUGCCUCGGGGCCUGUCCAAUCUGCUUCCGUGGGACCAACUGGGUUCAUUGGGGACCUCUCAUGCGCUUCCAUCGACUUGGCUGACCCAUCCCUCGCUGACCUCGCUCUCAUCGUUGAGCACAACUGGAUGACACUUCUUGACAGCGGUGCAUCCUCCCAUCUCAUCCACGCCUGUGAAUUGUUCUGGAGUUAUCACCCAGACAGGGCUUGUGAUGUCAAAACCGCAAAUCACGGGACUCUGCACACCCGGGUGGCAGGCAACUGUCUUGCUCAUCUCACAUUCAAUAACAAGUCAACCAUACUGAAGUUGUGCGACUGCCUUCAUGCCCCUGAUGCCUGCGUUAACCUGCUUUCCAUUGGGCGCUUCGUCUCAAAGGGCAUAAGCUGCUUAUUUGCUGACAAGCAGGUGGUGAUUUCGAAGGGUGCCAUGGGACUGGGCCAGGGGCCCAUGGUUGGGAAUAUCUUUGUUGUCGACGUUGAGUUCCUCCGACCCUCCAUACCUGUCAGUGAUCAGAUUUACAAACCUGUACCCAACAUUGCAUGCUUCAACUCUGUAGCCGUCAACUUGGACCUCUGGCAUCACCACCUUGGUCAUGCAGGUGAGGGGACGACUAGGAGCCUUCUCAAAUCAACUACCGGUGUCUCGUUCCCAUCCAACGACACACUCUCCAAGUGCGAGCCAUGCAUCAUUGGGAAGCAUGCACAUUCUCCUGCACCAUCAUCUGCUGGCCCCAAGACCACGAAACUCCUCGAACUCAUUCACUGCGACCUCUUUGGACCCUUUCCUGUUGAAACCCCACACAGAAAGCUGUAUUUCAUCAUUUUCCUUGACGAUUUCUCAAACAUUGUCAAUGUCCAGCUUCUUGCAACAAAGGAUCAGGCAUUCAAUGCAUGGUUGCUGGUUCAGGAAAAGUGGGAGAACAAACUCUGUUUGAAAGUCAGAUGGUUCAGGACAGCCGGCUCGGCAUUCGAAAACCACUUCGAGCCAGUCUUCAGAGCCGAGAACAGUACGGUCUCCUCAACCCAGACUUGGGACACCAAUCCUAACCCAAGCAGCACACCGUCUGGGAUCCCCGACUCCUUCGAUCACCACAGGAGGAGCCAGGACAAGGAACAGCUGAGAGUUCCCCCGAGUUCCCAGAGCGACCCUCCCCUACCGACUACGACGCGGACGUCUCUUUUGGCAAUAACUGAUCGAACAGCGACCCCAGCAGUUCUUGCCCACGCUUUCUCCGAAGUCCAACAAACACUUCAAGGUUUUCCAGUACCAGAAAUCACCCUAUCUCAUUUUUCCUUGCCUCUCACUUUCUACCGAACAAUCAUCAACCCCUCUGAGUUAGGUCAGGAGGAGAAGAAAUUCAAGGAACCCUCUGGCCCCUUCCACAACAAGAAAGGCAAGAAGAAACAGAUUUGGGAAGAUUCUGACGACGAAGACAAUUCUCUACCCCCACGCCCACCAAGACCACCGAAACCACCUUCAGGUUCACCUCCACCACCACCUCCAGGAUCAUUAGCCGUUUCAGGAAUGGCAUCGAACUCAUCCGAGUUAAAAGUCAAUAAACCCUUUGACUUUGAUGGAAAUCCUAAGCGGUACCGACCAUGGCUUAGGAGUGUUCUCCUUUAUUUGUCUGCAAACAGCGGGAAAUAUGAUGACAACAAGAAGAAGAUUUUCUUCACGCUCACCUUUAUGACUAAAGGUGCAGCUGAAGCAUGGGCACAAGCUUAUGUCGACAAACAGGUCGCUUCUGCUGCGACUGUUCCAUCAACUUCCACUUCUACCGCUGUGACAAAGAAGAAGGUCACUACCGACUUUUCAACUGGAACUUGGACAAGUUUUCUUGAAAAACUCGAAGAAUCAUUCGCCCCCAAUGACGAAUCAGGAGAUGCCCGUCAUAAACUCAAAGGAAUCAGACAAGGAAACCGAACAAUUUCCGAGUAUGUCACCGAAUUCGAAAUGACUUGGACCAAAGCCGGAAUGGAUGGAGCUGAAGCCAAAAUGGAAGCUUUCAAGGAAGGUCUUAAUCGCAAGUUAUUCGAACACAUCCUUAGUGGAGAAACUGUACCCGACACGUAUGCAGAUUGGAAGAAGAAAGCCCAACAUUUCGACCAUGCUGAACGUCGAAAGAACCAGGCUUUAGGACGCUACACAGGAAACCGAACUCAAUCAAAGCCUACCUACCGUGGAUAUAACGGAGGAGGAGGUUAUCGACAACAAUACCAAAAACCCGCACCGCCACCAGGCGCUGGCGCUUCGAAAGACCCAUGGGCUAUGGACGUUGAUGCUUUGAGCACCCUCCCAUUUGGACAAGCAAUAAAGGUUGCUAUCAAUGCCAUGACUCCCGAGGAAUACGCCGAAUGCAAGCGCAAAGGGUUAUGUUUCUUUUGUAGGCGCUCAGGACAUACUUCCCGAGAAUGCCCUCUUCGGAAGCAACAGCAGUCCUCUAGACCACAACAACAAUCUUCUUCCAAACAGCAUCCGAACCAGCAACGAUCCCGACCUCCACCAAUGCAGUCGAAGAACAAGGGCAAGCCUAAUCCCAAAGGCAAGAAGUUUACUGGACGACAACUUCACACCCAUAUUCGAUCGCUCAUCGCAGAAUUGAGUGACGAUGAAUAUGAAGAAUGGCAGAAAGCAGCGGAUACCACAGAAGACGAAGAUGAGGAUUUUUAA
Cyclocybe aegerita is the source of this 3621-nucleotide messenger RNA. Lineage: Eukaryota; Fungi; Basidiomycota; Agaricomycetes; Agaricales; Hemipholiotaceae. The record is from the annotation of a GenBank genome assembly.